CAGUCUGCAUCAGAAGCUGAUAGACGAAGAGGUGAAGACAUGGAACGAACGUUUAAUGGAAAACCAGGAGACCUGAUCGAGAUCAACCGUGGGCCCUAUAAGCAGUGGGCCGUCUACAUCGGAGAGAAUAAAGUUGUUCAUUUAGAUACAGAUGGUGUUCAGUCAUCUGACUCGUCGGCAAACCCGGGCAGCAGCAAUGGAAAGGUGAAGCGUGAGAAGUUCACCGAUGUGGUCGGCAAUCACCGUUACCAGGUCAACAAUCUGCUGGAUGACCGGCGCAAGGCUCGUGAUCCUUCCAUCAUAGUGAAGGAGGCCUGUGCGAUGGUGGGCCGCGAGCUACCGUACGACCUUGUCACUUACAACUGUGAGCACUUUGCUAUCGAGAUGCGAUACGGCGAGGCAGAGUCUGGACAGUUUAAAGGACAACCAGGAGACCUGAUCGAGAUCUUCCGCGAUAAAGGCUAUCAGCACUGGGCCAUCUACAUCGGAGGAAAUGAAGUGGUUCAUUUAGUUAACGAGGACACGAGUGGUCUGUCAUCUGUCCCCUUGGACUUACUAAUCAGCAGAAAAGGAAAUGUAUGGCAUCAGAAGUUUGAUAAAGUGGUCGGAAAUGACCAUUACCUGGUCAACAAUCUGCUGGAUAAAAAGUACAAGCCACGUGAACCUUCCAUCAUAGUGAAGGAGGCCUGUGCGAAGGUGGGCAGCGAGCUACAGUACAACGUUGCCACUUACAACUGUGAGCACUUUGCUACCGAGAUGCGAUACGGCAAGGCAGAGUCUCGACAGGUUGUUAAAGCUGUGAUCGAAGGCGCCACAAGCCCCGAAGGCCUCUCAUGCUUUGCCAUUUCAGGCGCCUUAGCCGCGUCAUACUUCUCCAAGUAGCUUUCUGUACAGCUCUGAUUCGCAGUCGUUCCAGCAGUUAAGAGGAAGAGGAAGACAACAAGAACAAAACAAGAACAAAUCACAAGCACUGGCAACAAUGAAUGUUGGCAUGUAGCCGACAGUGAUUAUGAUUUAAACUUUUUAAAUAAACGUCACUUGUGCAAUCUGGAGAGUAAGAGGUUGUUGUUCAACAGAGUUAAAAGACUUGACUUGAGUCAGAUAAGACAAUAAUAUAUUAAAUCAUCUGGAUGAUUAGACUGAAGACACAUCUCUUCAGACUUCACCUUGGAUAAAAGAUACAAAAUAUAUACUUCUAUAUCUGUUUAGUAGCACCACUUAUAUAGUAUUUUGUAGUUUGUCUUUCUUGAAGCAAAUUGUACUUGAUUCUUGUUGCUCUGGGUUUGUUCUCUCAUGGUUGAUGCUCUUAUUGUUACUUUGGAUUAAAGCGUCAGCUAAUUGAAAUGUGAUGUGAUGUUAGGGAUGUUUCUUUGUCUUUCAAGUAAUUUUUCACUUUUUAAACGGAUCAAAUAAUCAAUUGCACACAAUUUAUUUGCAAUAAAAUAG
Messenger RNA from Limanda limanda (common dab), 1446 nucleotides. RefSeq names its product phospholipase A and acyltransferase 3-like. Bases 40 to 882 code for a protein of 280 amino acids. Gene Ontology annotation, cellular component: cytoplasm. The record is from RefSeq and is a predicted model, not a curated record. The transcript is spliced from 6 exons. Lineage: Eukaryota; Metazoa; Chordata; Actinopteri; Pleuronectiformes; Pleuronectidae. Gene Ontology annotation, biological process: N-acylphosphatidylethanolamine metabolic process. Gene Ontology annotation, molecular function: A2-type glycerophospholipase activity; glycerophospholipid phospholipase A1 activity.